GCGCAGCAGGAAGCAGGAGGGAGGUGCCAUGUUGAGGCCCGCUGCAGAGAUCUUCACCCUGCGCUGUAAGAGAGAAAACUUUCUGUGAAGCACAGCCCUCUAUGAAAGAUCAAAAUACCUCACCUUUGUCCAGGAUCAAAGCAUAUGCAUGGACUAAUUACCAACAGAGCACUUUGUUUCAAAAUGUCUGAGCAGAAGAACAUUGUACACAGAGCCCAUUGUAUUGAAAAACUACUGUCUGAGAACAGUUUCCAAGAUAUUGAAUAUCAUCUUAAAGAACUUGAAGAUGUUGAUAUGACUACAGAGUAUCUUCAGGGGACAGGAGUUGCCAAGGCUGUAUAUAGAGUACUCAAGAGCUGCCCUUCAGCAGAGUUAAAAAAGAAAGCAAAGCAGUUACUGUCAAGGUGGAAAGCACUUUACAAGAGUAACUCUGUUGAAUCGAUCCAAGUUAAAAAGUCAGAUUUUGUGUGUGUGAAAAAGGAAAUUGAGUAUCUUAGCGAGGUUCCUAGAGAACAAUCACUGUCCGAAGAACCAUGUCAGCAGGAGGCAUUAGAUGCUACUAGUUCUAAAAUGUUGAUCCCAUCACAAGCUGUUAAAAAUGUAGUACAUAAUGAGGCAGAAGGCAGCAUGAAUCAGCUUUCUUCUUUUGAGGAACAUCACACUGAUAAUGAUUCUAAACUUCUUCCUAACCAAGCAAGUCUGCAGCAGGAUCCAAUGAGAGCUCUGAGGUGUAAAUGUACAGAUCUUCUUUAUAAAUCUUUGGCUGGUUCUGCCAAAGACGAAGAAACUGAUAAAUGGCUAGAGCUUGCUAAAGAAAUAGAAAAAUGUAUUUUUGAUCUUCAUGCUAAAAGUGACAAAAAGUAUAAAAAUUGCAUCAGAAGCAAAAUUGCUAACCUGAAGAACCCUAAAAGUUGCCACUUAAAACGUAACCUUUCUUCAGGGACUUUGACUCCAAAGGCGUUUGCCGAGAUGACAGUGAUGGAAAUGGCCAGCGAUGAACUGAAACAGCUGAGGGCUCUGUACAGUGAAUCAUCUCUUCAGGAACAUCAGCUUCCACAAGUUAUUAAUGGCACACAGACAAACAAAAUAAAGUGUAGGCGUUGUGAAAAAUUUGAUUGCACAGUCACUAUGAUCACCAGAGGAACUCUCUUUCUUCCAGGUUGGGUGAGAAACACAAAUCCAGAUGAACAAAUGUUGACUUACGUUAUUUGCAAUGAAUGUGGAGAACAGUGGUAUCACAGCAGAUGGUUUUGUUUAUAACGCCAUCCCUCUUUAAUAAGCAGUUUAGAACCACAUAUGAGAUGGGAUUUCAGUUUAAACUGUAGUUUAGAUUGUUUUUAUUGGUACUAUGUAGAUACUGCAAGUAAAAAGAGAAAAAACAGGUUUUAAAAAUUGCUAAGUUAUAGUUGAAGAUGACUUGAAUAAAUCUAUGUGGUUUUAAGUAAUGUCAAUAUGUAAAGAAAUGAAGGGAAAAAAUGGUAA
This is a messenger RNA of Pezoporus occidentalis (night parrot), 1482 nucleotides long. RefSeq names its product transcription elongation factor A N-terminal and central domain containing (gene TCEANC). The record is from RefSeq and is a predicted model, not a curated record. NCBI's taxonomy places the organism in Eukaryota, Metazoa, Chordata, Aves, Psittaciformes, Psittacidae. Gene Ontology annotation, cellular component: nucleus. The transcript is spliced from 3 exons. The coding region runs from base 145 to 1260 and encodes 371 amino acids. Gene Ontology annotation, biological process: DNA-templated transcription.